Molecule: messenger RNA, 1170 nt
Organism: Trichoplax adhaerens
Lineage: Eukaryota; Metazoa; Placozoa; Uniplacotomia; Trichoplacea; Trichoplacidae
Exons: 11
Coding region: 1-1170 (389 amino acids)
Biological process (GO): phosphatidylinositol phosphate biosynthetic process
Cellular component (GO): endosome membrane
Molecular function (GO): 1-phosphatidylinositol-3-phosphate 5-kinase activity
Source: RefSeq, a predicted model, not a curated record
AUGGUUGAGUUACUUGAUAUUAUGAGGCAGAAUAGUGAAAAUGAAGUUGUUUCAAGUUAUAAACCUCAAGAAUCUAUUGAAGAAUGUAUUAAAGACUACGUCCAAGUUGUAGAGGCUGAUGGUCAAUCAUUGGACAGUUUCGAUGACGACGCAAGCCCUAGCGAAUAUGUCAACAUUUCAAAAAAUAGUAGUUCACCAACAUACAACAAUGCUAUAGCACAUUAUUCUGCUAAGGGAAAUAAAUUAAAUAUAGAAAAGAAUAAUAGCAAUGAAUUUAAAAGUAUAAAGCCACAGAGUAAAGAAAGAGCGGCUGAUGAUCGCUAUGCUAGCGAUAAUCGGAAUGACGAUCGAUCACAAGGGACAGAACAAGACACUACUGACUCUGGAAAUCAGUGGAAACACCAAAACAGCAGCGUGCGGCAUAUUAAACUACAAUUUUCCAGUCCUAGAUUACGAUUUUCAUGUGCAGUCUAUUUUGCUGAACACUUUCGACAACUACGAAAAAUGGUACUUCCUGGAGGAGAGGAAAAGUAUAUUCGUUCGCUAUCUCAUUGUUUCUUUUGGUCGGCUAGUGGCGGUAAAUCUAGGUCACUAUUUUGUAAGACCUAUGAUGAUCGUUUCGUACUUAAAGAAAUUAAACGGCGUGAAAUGAAAUCCUUCCUAGAGUUUGGUCCGGAUUAUUUUAACUACAUAUCGAAAGCUUGCAAGAAUAAAAUAUUUGACUUGAAAGGCUCUAUGAGAAGUCGCUACGUAUCGACCGAUCGAAAAGAAACUGUUGUUCUGCUUGAUAAAAAUUUUAUCGAAUAUACCGAUAAAUCGCCGCUUUAUAUGAGAGACCAUGAUAAAAAUGUGCUACUACAGGCAGUGGUUAAUGAUACGGCCUUAUUGGAAAGAUCAUAUAUAAUGGAUUAUUCUUUAUUAGUUGGAAUUGACAAGACGAAUUCACAAAUCGUUGUGGGCAUAAUAGAUUAUUUGAGAACAUACACGUGGGAUAAAAAAAUCGAAUUUGCGGUUAAAUCAAGUGGAAUAUUAGGCGGUCAAGGUGAAAAGCCAACAGUUUUAUCACCUGCGGAGUAUCGAGCUCGAUUUUGUGCUGCUAUGGAUAAGUAUUUCUUAAUUGUUCACAAUAGAUGGUCACACCUAGUUAAUGGUAAUAUCAUCAACUCGUAA